Pieris brassicae (large cabbage white) is the source of this 2002-nucleotide messenger RNA. RefSeq names its product polyadenylate-binding protein 2-like (gene Pabp2). The coding region runs from base 305 to 982 and encodes 225 amino acids. Gene Ontology annotation, molecular function: RNA binding. Lineage: Eukaryota; Metazoa; Arthropoda; Insecta; Lepidoptera; Pieridae. The transcript has 6 exons. The record is from RefSeq and is a predicted model, not a curated record.
AAUCCAUUAAUAUUACAUUAAUAACAUCAUGUUUGUUAAAGUUUUUAAAAUAAAAUAAGCCUUUUAAAUUUUGAAAAUAAAAGUACAAGUAUAUUUUUGAGUAAAUAAUUAGGUCAGUCGAUUAAAAAGUUUUGCCAAUUUGGUUACCGGUACGUCAAGAGGAUAUUCAUUCGAGAAAUUAAAUUGAAAACAAACUUGUUUAUAAGUAAAUAACAAUAUCAAUUUCAAAAGUGAAAUACGGGUUCUAUUAAGUGUUUCAGUUACUUGUGUUUAUAAGUUUAUUAUUCGAAGUUCUAAGUGAAAUAUGGCAGAACACGAUUAUUUAGAUUCAAUGGAGAACAAUCACUUAGAUGGAGCCAACGGUUCUCUUAACAUGACAGAUAAUAGCUCGGGCGGUGGUGAUGAGGCAUCGGGUACAGGUUUACCUGACAUAGCAGCUAUCAAAGCCCGAGUGCAGGAGAUGGAAGAGGAAGCAGAGAAACUAAAACAAAUGCAAACUGAAGUUGAUAAACAGAUGAGUAUGGGAAGCCCGCCUGGAAUAACAAGCCCAUUGAAUAUGUCAUUGGAAGAGAAAAUAGAAGCCGACAAUAGGUCAGUGUAUGUUGGUAAUGUGGAUUAUGGAGCAACAGCUGAAGAGUUGGAACAGCAUUUUCAUGGUUGUGGAUCCAUUAAUAGGGUUACUAUUUUAUGUAAUAAAUUUGAUGGUCACCCCAAAGGUUUCGCUUAUAUUGAAUUUGGAGACAAAGACAGUGUACAAACUGCAAUGGCUAUGGAUGAAUCAUUAUUUAGAGGCAGACAAAUUAAGGUGAUGCCUAAGCGCACAAAUAAGCCAGGGCUGUCCUCAACCAACCGGCCACCCAGAGGGUCGCGCGGGCGAGGCCGCUCCUACCGCGGCGGCUACUCGCCCUACUACGCCAGCCUCAGACCCGCGAUCCGCCGCGGCAGGGGUAUAAGGCGGGGAUCAUACUACAAUCCGUACUGAGUAUGGUAGAGGGGCACCUGCCCCUGAUAAUUAGUGAUAAGUUAGAGGACCUUGUCCGGUUAAGUUAACAGUGGUUUAGUGAGUGUACUAUGAACUGUUAUUUUAAUUUCUCAUAGGGUUUUAAUAAAGCCACUAACUUUUAUUUUAAAAGGUUACACAAUGUUCAUCAUACCUUUGAAUUUAAAUGCAGUCUCAACAUGAAGAUCAAUUGUAGCUUUAGCUUUAAUGAGGUAAAGUUUUGUAUUUAUCUGAGAAUGUGAAUGUAAAAAAUCAUAUAUUCAAUGUGUAAUUAUUGCUUAUUUUAUUUUAAAUAUAAACACACUGUUAGAUUUCUAUUCUAAAGCAAAGAACAGAAGUGUAGUAAUUUUCACAGAUUGGUAUUAGAGAUAAUGUAAAAACAUACAUAGAUUUUGUGUACCUGCAACAAGCGAGACAUGUUACAUGUUUGAAUAAUAGUUGAGGAAGCAAUUUGAAAUGAUGAGAAUAAGAAUGACGAAGGAUGUAUUGAAAGCAGAACCCAAUAUUAGUGCGCUAUUUAAUAUAACACCAUCACUUUUUAAGUUAAUUAAUUAUUUACACAACAACAGAUAAAGAAAUUUGUUAACAAGUCCACAAUUUUACUAAUUACCAACUGCUUGAGACUGACAAAUAAAAUUUUUAAUAUGGUAAAUAAGUCAUAAAUAUUUUUUUCGCUUCAUUUUUCUGUGACAAUUUAAACCACCUUACACACUUUGUAAUAAUUAAGUUUUUGUGCACAGUAUUAUGUAAGAUUUAUCUGUAAUGUUCUGAAAAUAAAAAUGAUACAUGGUAUCAUCACAUUUUAAACAUAUUGGACUUAAUGUAUAUUUAGGAGCUGUUUUUAGUUAUUAAAAAUAUUAAUGCCAUCAUUUUAUCAUGCUAUCGAGUUCUGUCUUGAUACAAAAACCAAGAACCUUUGGAAAGAAACUGACAAAGUAAUCUCAUUGUGAGAGUAGUUUUAAUUGUAUAUAUUUUUUUCACCAUGGCAUAUUUUUUGUAUUG